This is a messenger RNA of Chaetomium fimeti, 1390 nucleotides long. Its product is annotated as GNS1/SUR4 family-domain-containing protein. Gene Ontology annotation, biological process: sphingolipid biosynthetic process; very long-chain fatty acid biosynthetic process; fatty acid elongation, monounsaturated fatty acid. The coding region runs from base 146 to 1198 and encodes 350 amino acids. Gene Ontology annotation, molecular function: fatty acid elongase activity. The transcript has 4 exons. Lineage: Eukaryota; Fungi; Ascomycota; Sordariomycetes; Sordariales; Chaetomiaceae. Gene Ontology annotation, cellular component: endoplasmic reticulum membrane. The record is from RefSeq and is a predicted model, not a curated record.
UUUUGGCUUUCUUCAUACUCGGCCGUCAUUUGGCAUUAACUUUGGUUUGGCGGCCUUAAUCCAUCAUCUCUUUUUUCAACGUGUCGCGUGUCAAACCUUGCAUCGCUAGACUAAUUGACUCCGCCGUCGCGGAAACUCUCGCACAAUGACGACCGCGACCCCCGUCGGUGCUCUCCUCGAGAAGCUGCCGGUCCCGACUCUUGACCGGCCGUUCGGCAUCCAUCUUUGGCCCAUCUUCAGCAAGGCUUUCGAGUACGUCGUUGGCUACUCGGCCGAUGACUUCACCUUCCAGCCGGGCUCGACGCCCAUGUCGACCCUGAAGGAGACGAGCAUCUUCAUCGUCAUCUACUACACGGUCAUCUUUGGCGGCAGGGAACUGAUGCGCAACCGCGAACCGUUCAAGCUGCGCGCCCUGUUUUUGAUCCACAACUUCUAUCUCACCGCCAUCAGCGCUAUCUUGCUCGCCCUCUUCAUCGAGCAGAUGCUGCCCACCGUCGUCCGCCAUGGCAUCUUCCACGCCAUCUGCGCCAUUGAGGGCGGCUGGACUCAGCCCCUGGUUGUCCUUUACUACUUGAACUACCUCACCAAGUACCUUGAGCUUCUGGAUACCUGCUUCCUCUUCCUCAAGAAGAAGCCCCUGACUUUCCUUCACUGCUACCACCACGGCGCGACGGCUCUCCUGUGCUACACGCAGCUUAUUGGGUCGACGUCGGUUUCGUGGGUUGUCAUCUCGCUGAACCUGAUGGUGCACGUGGUCAUGUACUGGUACUACUUCCAGAGCGCCCGCGGCAUCAAGAUCUGGUGGAAGGAGUGGAUCACCCGUCUCCAGAUCAUCCAAUUCGUCAUCGAUCUCGGCUUCGUGUACUUCGCGUCCUGGACCUACUUCACCUCGACCUACUUCCAGUGGCUCCCCAACGCUGGCCAGUGCGCGGGCGAGGAGUUCGCUGCUUUCUCGGGCAUCGCUAUUAUCAGCUCCUAUCUCUUGCUCUUUAUCUCGUUCUACCUCGCGACGUACAAGAAGGACGGCAAGCGGCCCAGCGGGCGCAAGGCCGUGCGGAGGAUGAGCCAGGCCCCGCUGCCAGACCCGAUCCACGGCUCGGCCGCGAAUGCCAACAGCUACGCCAACGGCAGCAACGGCGACGCCAAGUCGACCGGUGUUAAGACCAACGGCACCGCCACCCGCUCAAGGAGGGCUUAAGCGCCCUCAUGACGAGCCUGUCGCGGUGAUUGCACACACUGGCGGUUCAAGGGACGACACGGGCAGCUUUUUGGACCGCAGGAGCGAUGCCUCCGGGCGCAUGUGCUCAUGCGAAGCGUAGCGGCGUGACAGUGUGACAACUAGGAUAUCAAGGAGUGCGAUUUGUACAACACGCACCGCGGGGCAGUAGAU